Exophiala xenobiotica is the source of this 1942-nucleotide messenger RNA. RefSeq lists its product as uncharacterized. Lineage: Eukaryota; Fungi; Ascomycota; Eurotiomycetes; Chaetothyriales; Herpotrichiellaceae. Bases 51 to 1841 code for a protein of 596 amino acids. The record is from RefSeq and is a predicted model, not a curated record. The transcript has a single exon.
UGUCAGACUCCCAAGGACCCAGAAGCCUUGAAUGUAUAUCGAUUGCGCCGAUGAUGUCUCCAGCUCAUAAAAGACCGCCGCGGCGGUUCCAGUUCAUUGACAACAACAAUGUCGCCUCAACAAGAGUUAACUCAACCCAGGUGCGCCGACAUGUCAUGCAGGAGUACAUGAGGGAAAAGCGUUGGGAAGCCCGUACAAGGGUUGACCAUAACGGCGAAUCCGAGUUGCCCGAACGCAGAAGACAGGAGAAAGUCCGGUCGCAGUCACGAGCAAGACAGCGACCGUCUAGGAGCAAGCCCUCGGCUCGUUUCGAAUCACCUAGCUCCAUUACUGCACCGUCCUCGAGGGGAAGUUCACAGGAGCUUGAGGACCUGCGAGGUCGCUCAUCUGAACCUGUCCAAGAGAUUGCACCGCACCUCCAUAAGCGGCCGGCAGAAACAAAACCAGCAAGAGGGGGAUUUCGUGUGGGCUCUGCCGCAUUUGCUAGGCUUGCAGAUAUGAUGCCAGACCGACACUCUUCUUCUUCGAUUACGUCCAGCGCCUUGGCCCCAACGAAUCGGCCAUGUCGCUAUUGUGUAAAGACGAAACAGUUUCCGGAACCUCAAUCUAUUCUGAGUGCUGCUCGAACCGAUCCUUUCGAUUCUCUGCCGUUGAAACUCAGCCUAGAAGAUCAACUACUAUUCGACUUUUAUGCCACGGUUAUGCCAGCAUGCUCGUACGGACUGGAAAAGCCCCACGCACAGAAUUGGUACUUUUCUGUUUUCAUACCAGAGGCCAUGUCAGGAGCGGUUUGCUUCGAGAAUGCUAUCCUUGCUCAUGCUGCAAUCACACGAGCUCGAUUGGAAGGAAUGUCGGAGACACGUUUGACAAUUGAGCACCGAAGCAGGGCUUCUCGACUGCUCCUCCGACACUAUCAACAGUUCCCAAACGACACCUCUGACGCCACGAUAUCAGCAACCAUCUUCGCGGCUGCCCUGGAACUCAUCGAUCCUCAUAUCGAGCGCCGCAGGUACGGGUGGAUGCAUUGGGAAGCUGCUUUGCAAAAGAUCCGCGAUCGAGGCGGGCCUGCAGCCUUGAUCCAGCACAAAAGACUGCAGCUGUUGAUCAACUGGUGCGAUUAUAUGUUCCCGGGGUAUCGCGCUUACGGUGCCACCUUCUACAGUGAUCCGCAGCUAUCUCCCAAUCAUGGAAACGAUCAGGAAGCUGAGACUAUCGCUCGGGCAGAAGUUUUCGAGCAGUGGACUGAAUUCAUCACGUUUCUCAAAUGCACGGAACACCUUGCUCUUGUUCAGGCUGGUAUGCAGCGAAACGCUAUAACAAAAAGUAAGCAAGCAUUGCGAUAUUCGGCCUUCCUGCCAGGAGAAUCCUUCUAUACUCUUCUGGCAAGCGAAGAUGCCCCCCGGUACACAGAGGCCUGCAAAUAUGAGCAGAUCAUUGCUAGACUGGCCGUUUUGAUGACCAUCAAUCUUGCCAUUUGGGAAUAUCGACACUCGACAGAACUCAGCGAACAAUUCUUCCAUGAACUGGCCGAGAGCGUCAAGCAGAAUGGGCUAGAGCGGCACCAAUCAGUAGAAGCGCUCCUACAGAUAUUACUGAGUGGCAGUGGCGAUCCUCCUCUGCGGAACACCGAGAGACCAUGGUUUGUGGGAAGAAUGCUGAAGGUCGCGAAUAGGUUGUCGCGGCCCAACUUCGACAGGUUAAACUAUGUGCUCCUUCGAUUCCUCACGCUAGGACCGGGUCUCAAGCCGGUCGUGGCAGACUGGGAAGAUGACCUACGCGAGGAGAUCCUACAAGCACCACUCAUGAGCUACCACUCAAGGUUCAUGCUGGACUCGCCUUAACGUCGAUGAAGAAGGAGGUAGUAUUGUCAUUUACAGCGCACCAGUACCGCUGGACACUCAUGGACCUAGAAAGCUGCACCUACGUCAAACCUUGUUCGGAU